AUGAGAAGGUCGGGUCUUGUUGGUAGACUUUUCCCCGGCACUGGUCGUUUGCAGCACUCUCGGCGCCUCCUCGGGGACGAGUCCAAAAAAGAUAGCGAUCCGUUGGCUUUCGAUGCUGUUGAAAGACAAAAAGAGGUUGAUCCAUUUCGUGUCGGUUACAAUAUGGGAAUGCAAAGUGUUCACCUAGAAGCGAUUCGAAUGAAGCUUACGGAUCACAUAGAACUUUUCAAAUCACAUUUUCAUGGAUUGACUGACCUACUGAAGUCGAAUCAAGACCAGGUUGCACAACUACAAGGGCAGUACAGUAAGACCGUUGUUAGUGAAGUAAAGGAAUCAAAUGGUCAGUUUGUAGCGCAGCUGACAGCUGUAGAGCGACAAUUAAGAAAUAUAGAGGAAUCACUGAAAAGUACGGUGGAUGACCGAGUUACUGGACUUCAACGACAUAUCGAUGAUUGCUUCGAAAAUUUGAAGGACACUGUCAAACUUGGUUUUCUUGUUCUUAUUUUUCUCAAUCUGUGGAUGUUUUACACGAUUUCGCAAAACCACCGUCAACUUAUGCAAAAUCGAAGUUUGCAAAAAUUUUCUGGGUUUCCACCGCGAGGGCAAAAAUGA
Messenger RNA from Trypanosoma grayi, 612 nucleotides. RefSeq lists its product as hypothetical. The transcript has a single exon. Bases 1 to 612 code for a protein of 203 amino acids. Lineage: Eukaryota; Euglenozoa; Kinetoplastea; Trypanosomatida; Trypanosomatidae. The record is from RefSeq and is a predicted model, not a curated record.